This is a messenger RNA of Nematolebias whitei (Rio pearlfish), 2255 nucleotides long. RefSeq names its product serine/arginine repetitive matrix 4 (gene srrm4). Gene Ontology annotation, cellular component: nucleus. Bases 291 to 2081 code for a protein of 596 amino acids. Gene Ontology annotation, biological process: mRNA processing; neuron maturation; regulation of RNA splicing. The transcript has 13 exons. Gene Ontology annotation, molecular function: mRNA binding. NCBI's taxonomy places the organism in Eukaryota, Metazoa, Chordata, Actinopteri, Cyprinodontiformes, Rivulidae. The record is from RefSeq and is a predicted model, not a curated record.
CCGAGGAGGAGAGAGAAACACAAUCCUCCCCAGCCCUUAUCCUCCAGAACAAUACCCAGCCUCCAGCUGGAGAGGCUCGGCUUUUGUCCUUCUGCUCAAGUGGAGACCGGACAGACGUGUUGACACACUGACCCAGCAGGGAGAGGACAGGAGGAGAAAGCAGCCCCGCUCUGCUCGCUUUCAUUCAGUACUUGGACAGUUCCUGAGCCACAAACACAAGGAGUCUGUGUUUUCAUGAGAGCUGCUGAGGGACUGACACAUCUGCUUUGGAGAGCAUAAAGAAAACUCAAAUGCAGCCCCUCCAGUUUGGCCACAGUGAUCCCGUUGGAUCUGUGGGGUCACAGAGCAGCAGCACCAGCCUCCUGAAGCUGGGGGAGAAGCAGCUGUUUGAGAAGUUUUGGAAAGGGACCUUCAAGGCUGUUGCCACCCCGAGACCGGAGAGCGUUAUUGUGGCGAGCAUCACCGCUCGGUGGCGAGUGGCUGACUCAGACACAACAACCUGCCAGCCACUCAAGACGGAUGAUAGGAAAGCAGUUGACACACGGGCGGACAGCGCUAACAGAAAUGGCUGCGUCAAAGGACGUAAACACCACCGCCACCACCACCACCACCGCAGGGCCAAAAUACACUACUUUGAUGAUGCUUUCUCUGCUCGACCAAAGGGGAAGAAGAAGAAGAAGAAGUCGGAGCGCAAGAGGAAAAGAAAAAGGUCUCCUUCCCCCAGUCUGUCGCCAGUGAGGAAGAAGAAAAAGAAGAAGAAGAAGAGCUCAAAGAAAAGCAAGCGGCACAGGUACACCUCCAAGAAAUCCAAACACAGCUCCGCAAGUUUAAAACGUAAAAGGAAAGAUGAACGCAAGCGCAAGAAAAGCUCACGGACUCGCUCUCAUCGAAGACGACGCUAUCGGAGGUCAGAGUCACACUGCUCUUCCUGCCGAUCCUUCACAGAGGACAGACACCACCCGCAAAAGUCUGUGGUUCAUCAUUUGAGAGAACUGGGAGAAACCAGAGCCGAGUUCAGCCACACGGACUCAAAGUGGCCGCGCACAACCAAAUCUGUGUGUAAACCAGCUGAAAAAUAUCGCUCCAUCCUCUUAGCCGGCACCAUUUUACCAUCAAAGCCUGGAAACAAGCUUUUAAAUGGUGGUGGAGCUCAGGAAUCGGCGUGUCUUGCUGAAGGUCCUCGUGAUUACGACUCCGGGAAUGACACAUCUUCGCCUCCAUCGAGUAAAACUGGUGUUUCACGGACAAGCGCCACUGAGAACAAGAACAGCCUGUGUCAACAUCUGGCCUCGCCUAACAAGAAGCAGAAAUGUUCUUACAAAGACAACGGCUCUGAUUCAGGAAACUCUGUGACGAGCUACGAUUCUUCCUGCAAACCUUACGAGGAGGACAGAUUGUCUGCGAUCGUUUUCAGAGGAAACGGCAAGAGUGAGCAGAUAACCUUGGGCUGUCAGGUAGAGGUUGUGAAAUCUCCAAAGAAGAGGAGCAGAUUGUCUCGAAGGCGGUUAAGGAGCCACUCAUCCGGCAGCAGGAGCAGAUCCUCGGGCAGUUUCAGAAACUCUGGACGUCGUUCUCGAAGUCCCUCUCUGUACUCGUGCAGCUCGUACUCUCGUUCUCUGAGCAACUCGUCUGAUACGAGGCGAAGCGGCAGCUUGGUCAGCCUGAGCUCCAGAGGAAGCUACUCCAGAUGCAGCGUUGACAGACUACGAGACAGGAACAGACCAUCCAGCUCCAGGGAAGCAGGCGUGAAGCGUAAAGUCGGCGGGAAAAGACGAAGACGCAAAUCCUACACUCCUAUGAGGAAGAGGAGGAGAGACUCUCCGAGCCAUCUGGAAGCACGCCGCAUCACAAGUGCCAGAAAGCGACCCAUCCCUUACUUCCGACCCAGCCCUUUCUCCAGCAGCCGCUCCACCAGCGUGUCAUCGUGGAGCAGCCUGUUCACACGCAGCCGCAGCCGAAGCAGCAGCUACUCGUCCUACAGGAGCUACAGCCGCAGCUCAUCGUGGAACUCCAUCUUUGGGUCCCGCAGUCGCAGCCGGAGCCGCAGCCCCCUGAGAAAACGAAAGAAAGCCAGACAAUAACGUCUCUCAGGAAGAGAGCGGCUACGGCUUUUGUGUUCUCAAGCGAGAGCUUGGACAGCAGCUGUCAGAGCAGUUCACCGUGAGCAUCUUUAGGAUCCACUUUGCUGCCUGACUGGAAAUGUCCCAGCAGUGACUCCACCACAUCUUUCAUGGAGACAGCUCCGUUCCUUCAGC